CAACCAGUAAGAUACAGUGCUGUUUUCCACCCAGAUGCAUUGAAUUUAUAUAAGGCAAAGCCUGAUGGAUAUUUUCCUGCUACUGAAAAUUCCCUGAAGUAGUACUUACCACUGUUUCAUCAUGACUUCCUACACUGACAAAGGGCAGAAGCUGGAGAAGGGUCAAUAUGUCAGAUUUCAUCAUAUCACUUUCUGGGUAGGAAAUGCCAAACAGGCUGCAUCAUAUUACUGCACAAGGUUUGGAUUUGAGGCGUUGGCAUAUAAAGGACUGGAGACAGGAAGUCGCGAGGUGGUGUCACAUGCCGUUAGGCAGAAUAAAAUUAUAUUUGUUUUCCAAUCAGCACUAAAUCCUGGUAACAAGGAAAUGACUGACCAUCUGGGCAAACAUGGGGAUGGUGUGAAGGACAUCGCAUUCCAAGUGGAAAAUUGUGACUUCCUGGUGAAGAUGGCAAAGGAACGUGGUGCUGACAUUGUGAAGGGACCUUGGAUAGAGGAGGAUAAUGACGGCAAAGUGAAAUUUGCCAUUCUGAAAACUUAUGGGGAUACAACACAUACCCUUGUGGAGUAUUUGGGACCAUACCGUGGCCUUUUCCUGCCAGGAUACAAGGAGCCCCUCUACAGAGACCCACUCACUCCCACGCUAUCCAAAGGAUGUCUGAAUUUCAUUGAUCAUGUUGUGGGAAAUCAGCCGGAAGAUGAAAUGCUACCUGUGGUAGAUUGGUACCUGAAAUGCCUAAUGUUUCACCGAUACUGGUCAGUGGAUGACAAACAAAUCCAUACAAAUUAUAGCUCCUUGCGUUCCAUCGUUGUCACCAACUAUGAGGAAACGAUCAAAAUGCCCAUCAAUGAGCCGGCUGCUGGACGGAGAAAAUCCCAGAUCCAGGAGUAUGUGGAUUACAAUGGUGGAUCUGGAGUACAGCACAUUGCUCUCAACACCUCUGAUAUCAUCCAGUCUGUCACAAAUUUAAAGAGCCGUGGGACGGAGUUCCUGAACACCCCAGACUCUUACUACAAUCAGUUGAAAGAAAAAUUAAAGACGGCAAAAAUAAAGGUGCAAGAGGACCUGAAAAAGUUGCAGGAGCUCAAGAUUCUUAUUGAUUAUGAUGAGAAUGGCUACUUACUGCAGAUCUUCACCAAACCUGUCCAAGAUAGACCCACGCUCUUUCUGGAGGUGAUACAGAGGCAUAAUCACAAUGGCUUUGGAGCUGGAAACUUCCAGUCAUUAUUUGAAGCUAUUGAGAACGAUCAAGAGGCAAGAGGAAACCUCACUGUUUACACAGCCGACAAAGUGCGACCAUUUUAUUGAAAUAACUGGCCAGCAAAUCGUAGCAUACACUUAGAGAGCUUCUCUGUAGUAUUAGUAAUUCUUCAUCUUCUUCAGCAUUUACCUCCUCCCAGAGACUUUAUAAACUUAAAUCCAAAGAUUGUGUUACAUAAUCAUGUUACAUUUUAAUUUGUCUUUUCUCUGCCUGGGUCGGUGUCUGUGACUCCCUGUCAUCUCAGUUUCUAAAUGAGUGUUGUACUUCUCAAUUGCACUUCUUGUGAUAUCAAAGGUCACAGGUCAUUCAAGCUCAGUGAUCUAAAAAAAGUUCUCUCCUUGCUUAGUCUCAGUGUUUAACAUGUAUACAUACAUACACCCCAUGUAGAAAUUUGCAUCUAAAACACAUUCAUUCAUAUUCAUGUGCAACAUGCAUUCACAUCGUACAUUUGAGUUACAUUCACGUGUGAUCAUUUUUAUUUUCUCUUGCACUUGCACAUACUGUAAACUUACAUACGAACCAGAUACAUUCAAUCACUUUCUCACACAAUCAUUAACACCUUCGCAUAAGCAAUGUACAUUCCUUCCUCUGCACAGAUAUGAACACACAGUGUAAUGUGCACUAGUAGAUAAGAGCAAAUACAUUCCCCAUUGGACUACUACUGAAUUUACCCUAUGAAUUGAGAAUCUUUAAUAAACAUGUCUACCUA
This is a messenger RNA of Hypanus sabinus (Atlantic stingray), 1968 nucleotides long. RefSeq names its product 4-hydroxyphenylpyruvate dioxygenase a (gene hpda). The coding region runs from base 122 to 1306 and encodes 394 amino acids. Gene Ontology annotation, biological process: L-tyrosine catabolic process. The transcript has 14 exons. The record is from RefSeq and is a predicted model, not a curated record. Gene Ontology annotation, cellular component: endoplasmic reticulum membrane; Golgi membrane. Gene Ontology annotation, molecular function: 4-hydroxyphenylpyruvate dioxygenase activity. NCBI's taxonomy places the organism in Eukaryota, Metazoa, Chordata, Chondrichthyes, Myliobatiformes, Dasyatidae.